Lottia gigantea (owl limpet) is the source of this 425-nucleotide messenger RNA. RefSeq lists its product as hypothetical. Gene Ontology annotation, molecular function: DNA binding. The transcript has 2 exons. The annotation marks the transcript as partial. The record is from RefSeq and is a predicted model, not a curated record. Lineage: Eukaryota; Metazoa; Mollusca; Gastropoda; Lottiidae.
CAGGCCUAUGUUGUGUUGGGUCAGUUUUUGUUACUCAAGAAAGAUGAAGAUUUAUUUAAAGCUUGGUUAAAAGAUUCAUGUGGUGCCAAUGCUAAACAACAGAAAGAUUGCCACACAUGUUUAAAAGAAUGGUGUGAUAGCUUUUUAUAAAGUGCUCUGUAGCUCUUUCUGUUGUGUCAGACUUAAUAUUGGGGGCCAAUGUUAUGGUUUUUAUCUAGUUUUUAAAUUUUAAGCCUUCAGUAUAAGGCAAAUGAUACCAAAUUAACCAACUAUGAGCAACACCCGCCAGAGUUAUUCUAGAGAGGGGUGCACCUAAAUUUAAAAACAAAAAUAGUCUUACUUUUUAGAAAUUACUUUGACAAAUGCUUGUCCAUGGGCAUAGCUUAAAAUGUACUUAUAAGAAUUAUUAAAAUAAUGUUAUCGCC